This is a messenger RNA of Lachancea meyersii CBS 8951, 831 nucleotides long. Lineage: Eukaryota; Fungi; Ascomycota; Saccharomycetes; Saccharomycetales; Saccharomycetaceae. The record is from the annotation of a GenBank genome assembly.
AUGUCUGCCAACAGAGAACAGGUUUUCCCUACGCGUAUGACGCUGGGUUUGAUGAAGUUAAAACUCAAGGGAGCCACGCAGGGACACUCGCUGUUGAAAAGGAAGUCUGAGGCGCUCACGAAGCGGUUUCGGGACAUCACGAAGCGGAUCGACGAUGCCAAACAGAAAAUGGGCCGUGUGAUGCAAACUGCAGCUUUUUCGCUCGCAGAGGUCAGCUACGCUACUGGUGAAAACAUCGGAUACCAGGUGCAGGAAAACGUGUCAACAGCCAGGUUCAAGGUGCGUGCACGUCAAGAAAACGUCAGUGGUGUGUACUUGCCCCAGUUCGAGAGCUUUAUCGACCCGGAGAUCAACGACUUCAAACUGACCGGUCUGGGCCGUGGUGGCCAGCAAGUGCAGCGCGCCAAGGAGAUCUACUCCAAGGCCGUGGAGACUCUGGUGGAGCUGGCCUCGUUGCAGACUGCAUUUGUGAUCUUGGACGAGGUCAUCAAAGUCACCAACAGAAGAGUGAACGCCAUUGAGCACGUCAUCAUCCCACGUACUGAAAACACGAUUGCCUACAUCAACAGUGAGCUUGACGAGUUGGAUAGAGAAGAGUUCUACAGGUUGAAGAAGGUGCAAGAAAAGAAGCAGCAGCAAACAGCGGAGCUCGACGCCCAAUUAAAACGGCAAAGAGAAUCUGCCCUACACGACACCGAGAGCACUGCCGAAAAAGAGGUCAACUCCGAAGUUACUGCAGCCGAGAAAGUUAAGUCGGAUUCUACUGAAGCCAAGGAAACUCAAGAUGCGCCAGACGUUCUUGCCGAGCAUGAAGACGACGUGAUAUUCUGA